AUGUCAGGAGUGGGUCAGUUAGAACCAUUUGAUUUAAAUCACCCAAAGAAAUGGACAACUUACAAGCAGCGUUUUGAGCUGUAUCUUCUGGCCAAUGACGUUACGGAGGAAGCACGGAAGAAGGCUGCAUUGCUUACGCUGGCUGGCGCUCCACUGUUCGAGCUUCUAACGUCAUUGGCAUCCCCUACUCAGGUGAGUGAUUUGAGUUUAUCGGAAAUAUAUGAAAUACUCAACCAACAUUUGUCUCCAUGUCAAUCGGAAAUUGCGGCCUACUACCAAUUUCACAAGCGAGACCAACUAAUUGAUGAAUCGGUUGCGAACUACAUGGCUGCACUUAGGACUCUCGCUGUCGACUGCAAAUUCGCAGCUGCGUUGGAUCGCAUGUUGCGCGAUCGCUUCGUAUGUGGAAUGAAGGAUGAGGGUCUUCAGAAAAGUCUUCUAGCAGAGGCAGAUUUAACGAUUCAACGCGCGAUGGAACGCGCCACAUCUAGUGAGGCCGCUGCUCACAGCGCUUGGGCCAUGCGAAAUACAGCUGAGAGCACUGAGUCGAUUCACGAAGUGCAGACUAACGCGAUCCGUCCAAGCCGACCGAAUCAGCACCACCAGCCAUGCGAUGGUUGCGGGGGUGCUCACUUGCGGAAACUGUGCCCACAUCGGAACACUGUGGCAUGGCCUGUCACCGAGCAGGCCAUCUUCAACGAGUCUGCAGGGCUGUAA
Drosophila willistoni is the source of this 717-nucleotide messenger RNA. RefSeq lists its product as uncharacterized. Lineage: Eukaryota; Metazoa; Arthropoda; Insecta; Diptera; Drosophilidae. The transcript has a single exon. The record is from RefSeq and is a predicted model, not a curated record. Bases 1 to 717 code for a protein of 238 amino acids.